This is a messenger RNA of Halichondria panicea, 984 nucleotides long. RefSeq lists its product as uncharacterized. NCBI's taxonomy places the organism in Eukaryota, Metazoa, Porifera, Demospongiae, Suberitida, Halichondriidae. The coding region runs from base 124 to 912 and encodes 262 amino acids. The transcript has 8 exons. The record is from RefSeq and is a predicted model, not a curated record.
UUCUACCGACGACCUUUCCCUGUAUUUCAGUUUGAAAAUUUAUUCUUGAAUACACAAAAGGACAAGUACAUGUACAUAAUAAUAAGCUAGCAGGGAGCUAUAUAACUCGAAAUAACUGGAACUAUGACAACUGCUUGUCCAGAGAUAGUAUGGAAAAACACAAGGAAAAGAUCCUUCUAUAAUAGAGAGGGUGAUUACGGAUUUAUCUAUAGAGUUUUGGAUGUUGAGAAUGAGGGUUGUGCCAAUGAUGAUGAACAAGAUGACGAGGUGGUGGACUUGGAGGAGGUGAGGAGGCAAGUGGAGGUGGAUCGCUUCCUGGCCGAGUUAAGAAAGGGUGUGGUCAAAGCAGGGGGUGGUCUCACUGAGGAGCAAUUGGACGAGGGCUUCAGGCAGCUGGCUAAGGACCUCACUGACAACAAUCUGUACAUGAGAUUUCUGGAGGAAAAGGAGGUUGUGAGGAAAGAUCCUACUGCUGAAGAGAGCCAUGUAACACAACUGAUGGCUACGCUCACCCAAAGCAUUGACAAGUACAAGAGAGAGCUUGCAGAGUGGGCAGCAGUGCUUGAAGAGAGAAAACAAGUAACCGAGCAAGCCAAGGAAGGGUACUCUAAGGAGAAGCAUUUGCACUUCCUCAAACUUCCUGCCAGAGAUGUGGAGCCUCUCAAAAGCUUUCUCUCACCCGAGCAGCUGUCUUUGAUAGAAUCUGAGGACUCCUCUGAGUUUGUCGGUACCACUAAUCAACAGCUGGAUCUGUUGGAGUGUCAAUUGGACCAGGAGUUGACCAGACUAAGCUCACUGUGCGAUUCCAGCCAUCAACCUAAUAUGCUCCUAGAUCAAUCCGUGAUGAAGGCCACACCCAGGACUCUGUUCCGAGCCGUCAUAGACACUGACCCUAACCGAACUCUUAGUUAAUGCAUCUCAUUGUGUGUACAUGACUCCUAUUAUGUAAUAUUAAUAUUUUUAUUGUACAUCAUAUUCUGCUCA